GUUUUUUGUCAAAUGGCUGGAUGUGUUAUUUCGGUCUCUAGUAAACAAAUAAUAAUUUAUUUUUUAUAAUUUCAAUGGAUUGAAUAAUGAAGAAGUCGAAACACGUGUCGGUGCAAGUGAUCGAUAGCGACAUUGGUUUGCUGCUGCCCAAUGGUACAGUUAUCAUGCAAAUGGAACCAAAAUAUUCCUGGUUGAGAAAAAUCUGUCUGGUCUGUUUUUUUCUUGCUGUAUUUGGUAUAGUUGUUUUUGGUUAUUAUUCUCCAGAAAAAGUAAGGGCUUUAAAUACAAGCACAAGGGAAUAUUCCCUGCUAUCAGAUGACAGUUUUGGGAAGCCCUUAGGGCUUGCACCCAAUAAAAUAGGUUUAAGUUAUGAUGACAUGUUGAAUGAUGAAUUUGUCUUUGACAUGGACUCCCAUGAUGUCAUGGUUUUCCUUCACAUGCAGAAAACUGGUGGGACAUCAUUUGGCAAACAUUUAGUUCACGAUUUGGACUUGAAAAGGCCUUGCACUUGCCCACUUACGAGAAAGAGGUGCUAUUGCUUUAGGCCACACUCGAACCAAAGCUGGUUGUUUAGCCGUUACACAACAGGCUGGAAGUGUGGUUUGCAUGCAGACUGGACCGAAAUGACGAGUUGCGUCGAUGAUAAACUCGACGAAUUGGAGGGAACAUUUAAAAGGCGUUAUUUUUACAUCACUUUACUGAGAAAUCCAGUUGCAAGAUAUCUGUCAGAGUUCAGGCAUGUGCAGAGAGGGGCCACAUGGAAAGGCUCGAGGCAUUAUUGUAAUGGAAGGGAUGCUACAGAGGAUGAUAUUCCUCCUUGUUACAAAGAAAUUACCUGGGAGGGGGUGGGGUUGGAUGAAUUUAUUAAUUGUGAAUCUAAUUUGGCAAUAAAUAGACAGACUAGGAUGUUGGCUGAUUUAGAGUUAGUUGGCUGUUACAAUAAAAACUACAUGUCAAAACACGACAGAGACAGAAUAAUGCUUGCAAGUGCCAAGAAGAACUUGCAGUCGAUGGCAUUUUUCGGCCUCACAGAAUAUCAAAAAGUAUCUCAAUACAUAUUCGAGGAGACGUUCAAUUUACGUUUCCUGGUGCCGUUCGAACAAAAUAACGCCACGGUAUCGAGUUCGACGAUGCCGACCCUGACGAAGUAUCAGCAGAGUAAAAUAGCGGAGCUGAACAAUUUGGACUUGGAGCUGUACGAGUUCGCUAAGAAACUGCUGCUGGAUCGCUUCGAGAAGCUGAAAAGGCGCGACAACGAUUUCCAGGAGAGGUUCGCGCAUCUGGGAGAGCUGACGGGCAGAAAUGGCGUGACGGAGUUCGACUGGGAUCGGCUCGAAGAUCCCACGCAAUCGUCAGAGGAUUAAUCAGUUCUCGAAAUCGCUCAAUUCUUAUGUUUUAGUAAGUAUGAAUGACCAUUGAACUUAUUAAUUGGAUAACACUGGGCACUAGUACUACAUUUGGUAUUUUAUUAUAAUUUGGGUUUUUCUCUGGGAUCAUGAUCCUGAUGCACAUGAUCAUGAUCAUGUGCACAUUAGACUUACUCGAAUUUUUUUUUUAUUUAAUUUUGAGGAUUUAUUAAAAACGUUUUUAGAACUGUUAAAC
This is a messenger RNA of Brassicogethes aeneus, 1602 nucleotides long. Lineage: Eukaryota; Metazoa; Arthropoda; Insecta; Coleoptera; Nitidulidae. The record is from the annotation of a GenBank genome assembly.